Molecule: messenger RNA, 1745 nt
Organism: Rhododendron vialii
Lineage: Eukaryota; Viridiplantae; Streptophyta; Magnoliopsida; Ericales; Ericaceae
Product: divinyl chlorophyllide a 8-vinyl-reductase, chloroplastic
Exons: 1
Coding region: 297-1556 (419 amino acids)
Molecular function (GO): oxidoreductase activity
Source: RefSeq, a predicted model, not a curated record
UGGGUGCAUCCCUGUCCGGUGUCCAGGGAGACCGCAGGUAACGUGGAAUUUGGGCCUCUAACAAAAAAAUUCGGCCUUUUGGGCCACCUUUCUGUUCUAUUUUCUAGCCAUCUUUCUGCUCUAUUUUCCACCAAUCAUUUGGAUUCCCACUCGAUAGAACCAGCAUUCUCAACGGCCAUGAAACACCACCUCAAUCUCCACCAACCACCACCUCACUUGAUUCAUCACUUUCUUUCUCCUGAAAUGUUCCAAAACCAGACUCUCUUUUGUCUAAUUCCAAUCCUCUUGAACUAAAGAUGUCCAUUUGUGUACCCUUCAGUGGUUUCACACUCCACUCACCAAAGGGUCAAAGCUUCAAUAGGCUUUUAGCUUCUCAUUUCAUCAAUCAAGUUCAGGUAAACUCCUCAAUCCCAUAUGGGCUUUCAUUAUCUUCUCUUAAUUUAUCUGAACCCUCUAAAGUAAGAAGAAAAUGGCUCAAACCCAUUUCAGCUUUAACCUCCCCAACUGUUGAAACCACCAAAACCUCUUUCAGAAGCAAAAACCCAAAAGAUAUCAAUGUUUUGGUGGUGGGUUCAACUGGGUAUAUUGGGAAAUUUGUGGUUAAAGAGUUAGUUAAUAGAGGGUUUAAUGUUAUAGCUGUUGCUCGGGAGAGGAGUGGAAUUAAGGGUAGAUAUAAGAGAGAAGACACCUUAGAACAGUUGAAUGGGGCAAAUGUUUGCUUUUCAGAUGUGACCCAUUUGGAUUCUUUUGAAAAGAGUUUGGAGAAUUUGGGGGUUUCCAUUGAUGUUGUUGUUUCAUGCCUUGCUAGCCGCAGUGGCGGUGUUAAAGACUCAUGGAAGAUUGAUUAUGAGGCAACAAAAAAUAGCCUUGUUGGCGGUAGGAAUCAUGGGGCUUCACAUUUUGUUUUGUUAUCUGCAAUCUGUGUGCAAAAGCCCCUUCUUGAAUUUCAACGCGCAAAGUUGAAGUUUGAGGCUGAAUUGAUUAAAGAAGCUGAAGAAAAUGAUGGGUUUACUUACAGUAUUGUGAGGCCAACGGCGUUUUUCAAAAGUUUGGGAGGACAGAUUGAAUUGGUGAAAGAUGGGAAGCCUUAUGUGAUGUUUGGUGACGGGAAGUUGUGUGCUUGCAAACCGAUCAGUGAGCCGGAUUUGGCCAAGUUCAUUGCAGAUUGUGUUUUGAGUGAGGAUAAGAUCAACCAGGUUUUGCCCAUUGGUGGACCAGGGAAGGCAUUGACACCAUUGCAGCAAGGGGAGAUUCUAUUUCGACUUGUGGGUAAAAAACCCAAUUUUAUAAAAGUGCCGAUUGAAAUAAUGGAUUUCGCAAUUGGAGUUCUUGAUUUCCUUGUUAAGUUUUUCCCUUCUAUGGAGGAUGCGGCUGAGUUUGGUAAAAUCGGUAGGUACUAUGCAGCUGAGAGCAUGUUGGUUUUGGAUCCUGAGACUGGAGAAUAUUGUGCAGAGAAAACACCGAGUUAUGGGAAGGACACAUUGGAAGAAUUCUUUGAGAGGGUACUCAGAGAAGGAAUGGCUGGUCAGGAAUUAGGGGAACAAACAAUCUUCUAGUGUUCAUACUGAGGGGCAAACUUUGUAAAUUGGAGUACUCCAUUGAAGUACCAGUUUUGGUCCACCGGGUAAUUUAAGGUGUGUAGUUCUUUUGUCUUGUAAUGGGUCUUUUAGAAGCUGCAAAUUGAUAUGCAUUUUUGAGAAAAAAAUUUGCAUCUUUCAAAGGUUAAUUUAUGAUUUGAAUGCCAA